Eublepharis macularius is the source of this 1290-nucleotide messenger RNA. It is a transcript of the gene DSCC1, whose product is annotated as DNA replication and sister chromatid cohesion 1. Bases 119 to 1285 code for a protein of 388 amino acids. Gene Ontology annotation, cellular component: Ctf18 RFC-like complex; chromatin; nucleus. The transcript is spliced from 9 exons. Lineage: Eukaryota; Metazoa; Chordata; Lepidosauria; Squamata; Eublepharidae. The record is from RefSeq and is a predicted model, not a curated record. Gene Ontology annotation, biological process: maintenance of mitotic sister chromatid cohesion; mitotic sister chromatid cohesion.
CGCGCUUUUGGAAGGGGAUCGCUUCCUCCUGCCUGCGUGAGCUUUGCGGUCGCCACGGGCAACCAUAACUGCCCUAACCGCCGCCGCUCUGACUCUGGUUAAGACACAGCCACCGAUCAUGCGGAGCCGCGAAGAGGUGGACGCCACGCUACACAUCGCCAAGCUAGACCCUGCGGAGCUGCUGCCGCCGGCGCAGUGCCUCAGCUUCUGCUCCCCGGAGGACGCCGCCGACUGCUGUUUGCUCCAGCUGGAGCCCGAGCUUUGCGCCGAGCUGGAGGCGGGAGGAAGCCUUGUCAUCCGUGGAGAUAAAGAGGACCACGCCGUGCUAUGCAGCAAAGAUAGGACCUAUGAGAUGAAAAUCGCAGAUACCUCUAACAUGUUGCUUUUCAUACCUACCUGUGAAAUUCCAGACGAGCUCUGUGCAGACAAGCCUCCUUCUGUCAUUCACACACAGAUUGCAGGCUUCUCUAACAAUUUCUGGGAAGUAAGAAGAUGUCGACCCAAGCUAAAGAAACUCAAGAAACUCUUAAUGGAAAAUCCUUACGAAGGGCCAGAUGAGGAGAAAAGGAAAACGUUGACAAGCCCAAAGUACACAACAGAUGAUUUGCUAGAUCAGAUCCAAGCAAGUGAGGAAGAAAUAACGCAUCAGCUGGAGGUUCUAAAAGCAUGUCAGGUUGAAGGAUAUUGGAGGAUUCUAGACUUCGAUUACGAGAUGAAACUGCUGAAUCAUGUGACCCAGCUGAUAUAUACAGAGUCAUGGCCAUUCAGCAAGGUUCCUUUAAGUAUCUGUCUUCAAGAACUCGGACCUCUGGAGCCCAUGGAAAUGAUAGACCACAUUCUUAGGAGUUACGGAAGGCAAAGCAUCAACGAAGGUGAGACUUUCUUUGAAAUGAACGAAGAGAAGAUAUGCAGAGCUACGGCACAAAUGCUCUUGCAAAAUGCAGUCAAGUUCAGCCUCUCCGAAUUCCAAGAAGUGUGGCAGCAAAGUGUCCCCGACGGAAUUACAACGAGGCUAGACCAGUUAAAGGGUUUAGCUCUUGUGGAUCAAUCCUCCCGACCGGAGACUAUCUUCUUGCUAAAUGUUGAAGACUUGCCGGAGGAUAGCCAGGAAAGAUUUAACAGCUUAUUUACCCUUCGGGAGAAGUGGACUGAAGCUGAUAUAGCUCCCUAUAUACAGGACUUAUGUUCAGAGAAGCAAACAAUUGGUGCAUUGCUGACAAAAUAUGCUCGCUCUUCGAUGCAGAAUGGAGUUAAAGUUUAUAAUUCUAGAAGGCCCAUUACAUGAAGAAC